GUUUCUGGUGUCAAAAAUUCACGUCCGCUUGGUGCAAUGCUGUAAUAUUACGCUAAACUACCUUUUCAAAGCUACUGCCAUUUGUUGAACGUGUAAAUAACUACGAAAAAUAGAUUGACCUUCACUUUGAACUGCAUUUUCCGCCUUGAAAUCAUAGAAUUUGACCGUUUAAGAUGGCGAAUAAUUUGAAUGAAUCCCGCUGGAGGUAAACAAGAUCGAAUCUAGAAAUUACUAAACAAUGGCAAACAGUGAAGGUGCUGGAAGACAGCCUCAGUUCACCAACACACAAUAUGAAAUCCCAUCAUGGCAGACGCCAUGGAGUAAGCCUUGGUAUCAAAGAACAGAUAGCGAGAAAGGCGACACACCGAGUCGCUACAAGUAUAAUGAUCGAGGGCAUCUAAGUGAUUGUACUUGUGUUAACUGUGAAGAAGACUUAGAAAAAGCAUUCUCACCUAAUGUUGACACAACCAGGCAAUCAGUCUCGGACAUUCCUAGAGAUCGUCACAAAGAUGUAAAUAUACAAGUACAUCUAGAAGAUCUUGAUAUAACAAAUGGCGGUGAAGAAAGUUCUACUUCUGCUCAAGUUACUGCCCCUAAAAAGGUAUUUUUAUUGUCAGACCUCGCCGAGGUGACCCCAGCCUCGUCUAAUAAUAGUAUAACAACUACCGAAACAUUCUCUACGUCAAAUGAUCGAGCGUCAAGCCAAGAUUCUACGCCAACCAUGACAGCAAGUAUGACCCAUGAUUCCAUAAUGGAGGUUUUUGGGAAUUUUGGUGCGAUCGAAGCGAUAUCACAGCAAACUCAAGAUAUCCAGACAAGAGUUCAUAAUUUUAGUGGUACAUCAAAUACACAAGAGUACAAAACAAUGAGAGAUUUACUGUUAGCUUUAAUGAGAGAGCUAAGUCGAAUACAUUCAAAUGUAGAAUGGUUUGCAAUAUCGAAAAACAUGGCGCUAGAAGCCAUUAAAAAUACUCUUGUCAUACUAGAACAGAAGGCAAAACAGGAAGAACAGUCGUAAUGCCUAACAUUUCAAAAUAUAGCUACAAAAAACGAGAAUAAAAGAAGCAUAUUUUGUA
Exaiptasia diaphana is the source of this 1076-nucleotide messenger RNA. RefSeq lists its product as uncharacterized. The transcript has a single exon. NCBI's taxonomy places the organism in Eukaryota, Metazoa, Cnidaria, Anthozoa, Actiniaria, Aiptasiidae. The coding region runs from base 239 to 1018 and encodes 259 amino acids. The record is from RefSeq and is a predicted model, not a curated record. Gene Ontology annotation, molecular function: protein-folding chaperone binding.